AGGGUAAUGACGGCCUCACCCCAGACGAAAAGACUGACAUCAAUAAUGCAGCAGGAGAUACAGAUGGCGUCUACAACCCAGACGAUAUUCAAUACGCUGAAGGCCCAUACAGACGAAAGAGGACGGAUGUCCUUAGGGAAUCGGAUGACGAAAACCUUAUUGAUGACGAUGAUGUGGAACUUAACUUAAAUAAAUCGCAAAAACCCAGUAGAAUUUCUGCUAUUGCCGGAUUCGCCGGUGGCCUGUUUACAAAGAAAAAUAAAACCAACGAGAUUGAAGGCAUGGAAUACGAGAGCACCAAAACUGAAAAAGACUCCGAAACGAUAAUAACUGGAUUCGGUGCUGGCAAUGGAGGCGGCUCUGAAGAGAAGAACCCAAGCAUGUUUGUUACGAGUGUCGGUGGAGGCGGUUCUGAAGAAAAGAAUACCAGCACAUUUGUUGCGGACGGGGAGGAUCCAAACAACUUUAUCGGGAUAGCGGGAGCAGGCGUGCAAUCGAAAAAGGAGAAAUCUGGUAAAUUCUUUGGUCUAUUUGGCAGAAAAGACAAGAAAUCUACUUCUACUGCUGCUGGAGUCAUUGGGGGUUCUGCAGCAGUUGGUGCUGUC
This is a messenger RNA of Paraglomus occultum, 605 nucleotides long. NCBI's taxonomy places the organism in Eukaryota, Fungi, Glomeromycota, Glomeromycetes, Paraglomerales, Paraglomeraceae. The record is from the annotation of a GenBank genome assembly.